AUUUGUCUGUGCGGAUAAAAUAGCAGACACGUCCUCUUCACUCUCCCCUUUUUUGCAUGUACACUCUUUCACUGAACCAUUCAACAAUAUGCAUCCAUUUUCCCCAAAUCACUGAAUUUGCUGCUCAAUUUCUUUGCAAAACAAUGAUCCGAUUGAGAUAUCGGAGGAUUGAGAUUGGUACUGGUGAUGGAGGAAUUUCGAAUUUAGGUUUUGGCAAAAGAGGUAUUGUUACAAGCUGUAGAGCUGUGUUGUUGCCGCGAUUUGGUGGACCGGAGAUGCUUGAGUUUCGUGACAAUGUAUCUGUUCCUGAUCUAAAACCUAAUCAAGUGCUUGUUCGUGCUCGUGCUGUUUCAAUCAAUCCGCUUGAUACCAGAAUGCGAUCAGGCUAUGGACGUUCAAUUUUUGAACCACUUCUACCAUUGAUUUUGGGCCGAGAUAUAAGUGGUGAAGUUGCAGCUGUUGGAAAUUCUGUCAAGUCACUUACAGUUGGGCAGGAUGUAUUUGGUGCUCUGCAUCCAACCGCUGUGAGGGGUACUUAUACUGACUAUGCUAUUCUUGCGGAAGAUGAACUUGCUCCAAAGCCGGGAUCACUUUCACAUGUGGAAGCCAGUGCUAUCCCUUUUGCUGCUCUAACUGCUUGGCGUGCGCUAAAAAGUACUGCCAGAAUAAGAGAGGGGCAUAGGGUAUUGGUCAUAGGUGGAGGAGGAGCAGUAGGUUUCUCUGCAAUUCAGCUUGCUGUGGCUGCAGGCUGCCAUGUUUCUACUACGUGUGGAGGAGAGAGUAUAAGUCGCAUUUUAGCAGCCGGUGCUGAGCAGGCCAUUGACUAUACCAGUGAGGAUGCUGAAGUAGCACUUAAGGGGCAUUUUGAUGCUGUCUUGGAUACAAUUGGUGUGCCAGAUACAGAGAGAAUGGGCAUUAGCCUUUUAAAGAAAGGUGGACACUACAUGACGUUACAGGGGGAGGCUGCAUCGGUGACUGAUAGGCAUGGACUAGCUAUUGGUCUUCCUAUGGCAGCAGCCAUCUUGCUGAAGAAGCAAAUCCAAUAUCGAUAUUCUCAUGGAAUAGAAUAUUGGUGGAAUUAUAUGAGGGCUGAUGCUGAGGGUUUACAUGAGAUACGCCGGUUAUCUGAGGCUGGGAAGCUUCAACUCCCAGUAGAUAAAACUUUCCCAAUUUCACAGGUGAGAGAGGCUCACGAGGCCAAGGAUAGACGACAAAUUCCUGGCAAAGUGGUGCUAGAAAUUGACUGAUUUAACUGGACGAUCUUAACCAACAGUGCGUGGAUUCAGUGCACAAGUCUAUAAUAUCUCAUGCAAUCUGGUAUUACACUGAAUCCUUGAUGCCUAUUGCCUCGUAUACGAUAUCAUCUCUUUGCAGAAUAACCAGACCCAACUUACACUCUGUUGGCAUCUAUAGGAAGAAAACUGUGCAACCUGUAAAUUCUCAGGACAUUCUCAAUCUUUUUUCUUUUCUUCCAAGUAUCCGUCAUUGUUUCUAUGUUGCGUUAAACAUUUAAGUGAGCCAUUUAUCGUGCUCGUGACAGGAAAAUGCAUUGCGAAUGGUCGUACUAUGUCACAGGGGAGAUGUCUGUUAUUUUUUAGAAAAAAAAGAAAUAGAUAAUUAUGUUCUGAAUUUGGUUGCAAUUUUCAAAUUUACUUACUGGUGAAUUAAGGGUGAUUGCUAAAUA
Messenger RNA from Solanum lycopersicum (tomato), 1684 nucleotides. RefSeq lists its product as uncharacterized. NCBI's taxonomy places the organism in Eukaryota, Viridiplantae, Streptophyta, Magnoliopsida, Solanales, Solanaceae. The record is from RefSeq and is a predicted model, not a curated record. Gene Ontology annotation, molecular function: oxidoreductase activity.